Molecule: messenger RNA, 345 nt
Organism: Knipowitschia caucasica
Lineage: Eukaryota; Metazoa; Chordata; Actinopteri; Gobiiformes; Gobiidae
Source: the annotation of a GenBank genome assembly
AUGAUGGAGGACCACGACUAUACGCUAGCCAGCCCCUUACCGGAGGAUUCAGCUAUUGAUUUUGACCCGUCUGCAGAUUUGUUGGACCAGGAGCUUACUCACACGCCAACAAAGGCUCCCGUCUCUAAAAAGAAGAAAAGGGACAAACCAUGUGAGGAGAGCGCCAUGGAAUCGAUCCUGAAAGCUGUUAAUGAGGUGAAAGUAGCUUUGGAAAAUCAGUCGGGCAAACUUGACACCCAAACUGAGUUGCUACGAAAGUUUGAAGAAAGGAUCGAGGCUAACACUGGAGACAUUAAAGUGAACCAGGCUGCAAUUACCAUACUGCAACAGUCAGGAGGUGAGUGA